Cotesia congregata is the source of this 246-nucleotide messenger RNA. Lineage: Eukaryota; Metazoa; Arthropoda; Insecta; Hymenoptera; Braconidae. The record is from the annotation of a GenBank genome assembly.
AUGUAUAAUUCAAAUUUUCCCGCCUGCGCAGAACGUUCUGCGCAGUUUCACUUCCGCGCAUGCACAAACGGCAGCCAUUUUGCUCCCCGCUCUCUUCAUUUCUUUUCGCGUCAGCAAGCAGACAAGAUGUCGGCACACAAGACGUUUAUUAUCAAGCGAAAACUCGCUAAAAAGCUGAAACAAAAUCGUCCGAUUCCCCAAUGGGUGAGAAUGCGAACCGGAAAUACCAUAAGGUUAUGUUUAUAA